Messenger RNA from Pelodiscus sinensis (Chinese soft-shelled turtle), 2274 nucleotides. The record is from RefSeq and is a predicted model, not a curated record. Lineage: Eukaryota; Metazoa; Chordata; Testudines; Trionychidae.
GACAUCACGGCGGAGGAGCGGGCUGGGAUCCGGAGCCGGGCGCGCGUGUGGCUGCGCGUGCCAUUGUUACCGAGCGGGGCGCGCACGGGAGGGAGCCGCUUUCCCCGCGCGGAUGGGCCGCGGAGCCUCCAGCCUCUUCCCCCCCGCAGCCGCCUCUCGGAGCCCCGGGGUCCCCGGGCUGCCGCCGCCCCCCGCCCUCCCUCGGCCCGCCCAGCUCCCGGAGGAGAGACGCCAAGACAUGGAGCGCGGCAGCUCGCACGGGACCAGCUAGAGGAGCGCAGCAACGUGGACUGGAAAUUAACCAGCCUCCGCGCAAAGCCCGGCUCGGCGGCGGGGCCCAGCGCCAGGAUCCGGCGGGGGCGCAUGGGGAUUUUGCCCCCCCAGGAAGGGCUCCGACCUGCCCCCAGGCUCCGGAGGGGGAGGCGGUGAAGGGGAGCAUGACCUGCCCGCUUGGAUCCGGGGCUCGGCGGUGCUAGGGGGGGACAGCCCGGCGGCAGGAGGAGCGGGGCGAGCAGCCCCAGCCGGGAGGCUGUGCGCGGUGGAAUCGGUGGAUUUUUUCCCCCAGGGCAGCCUCGCCCUCCAAGCCGCCGUUUGCUUUGCGGUGCCCUUUGCACUAUUUGGGGGGGCGCAAGCCAACCGCUCCUCCGCUCCCCGCGUCCGUGCGAGGCAGGAACGCCGAUGGCUCUCCGGCUGCAGCCCAGUUGCCCUGGGUGCUGGUGGACUCCUGGAGUUUGCUUGCUGCUGGCGUCCCUCUUCCCAGGGCUGCGGGCUCAGACCGUCCUGGUCAAUGACACGGUCUCGGGGUUCAUCGGGACGGAUGUGGUCCUUCACUGCAGCUUCACCAACCCGCGCUCCGAAGUGAAGAUCACGCAGGUCACGUGGCAGAAGGCCACCAAUGGCUCCAAGCAGAACGUGGCCAUCUUCAACCCCGCCAUGGGGGUCUCCAUCCUCUCCCCUUACAAAGAGCGCGUGGCCUUCCGAAACCCCUCCAUUAAGGAUGGCACCAUCCAGCUGUCCCGGCUGGAGCUGGAGGACGAGGGCGUGUACAUCUGCGAAUUCGCCACCUUCCCUACCGGCAACCGGGAGAGCCAGCUGAACCUCACCGUGCUGGCCAAGCCCACCAACCGGAUGGAGGGCACCACCCGGCCGCUCAUAGCCCGCUCCGGCAUGACAGAAAAGAUCCUGGUCGCCACCUGCACGUCCUCCAAUGGGAAGCCACCCAGCACCGUCACCUGGGACACCAAGCUCAAAGGGGAGGCAGAGUUCCAGGAGAUCCGCAACGGCAACGGCACCGUCACGGUGAUCAGCCGGUACCGCCUGCUGCCGAGCCGGGAGGCCCACCGGCAGCAGCUCAUGUGCGUCGUCAAUUACCAGCUGGACCGUUUCACCGACAGCAUGACCCUCAACGUGCUGUACGAGCCAGAAGUCACCAUCGAGGGCUUUGAUGGCAACUGGUUUUUGAACCGGAAGGACGUGAAACUGACGUGCAAAUCUGACGCCAACCCGCCCGCUACCACCUACCAGUGGAGGCUGCUGAACGGCUCGCUGCCCGAGAGCGUCGAAGUCCAGAACAACACCCUCUUCUUCAAAGGGCCCGUCUCCUACAGCCUGGCGGGGACGUACAUCUGUGAGGCCACCAACACCAUCGGCACCCGCUAGGGGAGGGAUCACGUGAGGAUUACCUAAUUCCCCUCCACCCCGCCUCCAAACGAUGACCGCAAAUCGGUGGCGCAGCCGAACAUCCCCACGGCCGUGAUUGGGGGCGUGGUGGGCGGCGUCUUGCUGGUCCUGGUGGUGGCCGUGGUGCUCUUUGUGGUGCUCCGGCGCCGGCGUCACACCUUCAAGGGCGACUACAGCACAAAGAAGCACGUGUACGGCAACGGGUACAGCAAGGCGGGCGUCCCGCAGCACCACCCGCCCCUGGCCCAGAACCUGCAGUACCCCGACGACUCGGACGACGAGAAGAAGCCGGGCCCGCUCGGGGGCAGCAGCUACGAGGACGAGGAGGAGGACGCCGGAGGCGAGCGCAAGCCGGGCCUGGCCAACAAGUACGAGGAUGACGCCAAGCAGCCUUACUUCACGGCCCACACGGAGCCCUACGGCGAAAGGACACUCGGUUUCCAGUACGACCCUGAGCAGCUCGACCUGGCUGAGAACAUGGUCUCCCAGAACGACGGAUCUUUUAUUUCCAAAAAAGAGUGGUACGUGAGGACGCCGGAGGCGAGCGCAAGCCGGGCCUGGCCAACAAUGCCAUACACGGCUUUCAUGCCAUAG